Molecule: messenger RNA, 1197 nt
Organism: Erigeron canadensis
Lineage: Eukaryota; Viridiplantae; Streptophyta; Magnoliopsida; Asterales; Asteraceae
Product: putative glycosyltransferase 7
Exons: 1
Coding region: 40-1131 (363 amino acids)
Cellular component (GO): trans-Golgi network; membrane; endosome
Molecular function (GO): galactosyltransferase activity
Source: RefSeq, a predicted model, not a curated record
CACGGGUUUUCUGGUAAUGGGUUCGGUCAUGGGUUUAACAUGACCCAUGACCCACCCGAACCAACAUUUUAUGACGACCCGAAAUUAACCUACACUAUAGAAAAGCCUAUAAAAACAUGGGAUGAAAAAAGACGAGAAUGGCUACGUCUCCAUCCAUCAUAUUUACCCGGUUUAGAAAACCGGGUCAUGUUAGUAACCGGUUCGCAAUCCACCGCGUGUCAAAACCCAAUUGGAGAUCAUUUGUUACUAAGAUAUUUCAAAAACAAAGUGGAUUAUUGUCGGAUACACGGGUACGAUAUUUUCUACAACAAUGUGUUAUUUCAUCCAAAAAUGUUCACUUAUUGGGCUAAAAUCCCAACGGUUCGGGCCGCAAUGUUGGCCCACCCAGAAGCAGAAUGGAUCUGGUGGGUUGACGCGGAUGCUGUUUUUACUGACAUGGAUUUUAAGUUGCCAUUACAACGUUACAAAAAUUACAACUUUGUAGUGCACGGUUGGCCCGAUUUGAUCUUUGAGAAAAAAAGUUGGACUAGUUUAAAUGCGGGAGUAUUCUUGAUCCGAAAUAGCCAAUGGGCUCUUGACUUUAUGGAUGUAUGGUCGGGUAUGGGUCCUCAAACACCGAAUUAUGAAAGAUGGGGAGAAAUACUAAGAGAAACUUGUAAAGACAAGUUUUUCCCCGAAUCCGAUGAUCAAACGGGUUUGGUUUAUUUAUUACUGAAAGAAAAAGAAAAAUGGGCUGAUAAGGUGUAUAUUGAAGAUAAGUAUUAUUUCGAGGGGUAUUGGAUGGAAAUUGUGGAAAGGUUAGAAAACAUAACGAAGAAAUAUAUCGAAAUUGAGAGAAAGGCGGGCGAGUUAAGAAGAAGGCACGCUGAGAAGGUGAGGGAGGGGUAUUCCGCGCUAUGGGAACAAUAUUUAGAAGGAGAAUGGAGACGGCCGUUUAUGACUCAUUUCACGGGGUGCCAACCGUGUAGCGGUACGCAUAAUGAGUUGUAUUCUAGGCAAAAGUGUUGGGAUGCUAUGCAAAAGGUGUUGAACUUUGCUGAUAAUCAAGUAUUGCGUAGCUAUGGGUUUGUGCAUUCGAGUUUGGGUGAUUCAAGUUCGGUUGUGCCAUUGCCUUUUGACUAUCCUGCUUAAAAAAGCAUGUGUUUUGUUUAAAAGUUCUAUUGAAUUAUAGUUUUAACGGUAUGAUUGGUUUGUUUA